This is a messenger RNA of Colletotrichum truncatum, 5571 nucleotides long. RefSeq lists its product as uncharacterized. The record is from RefSeq and is a predicted model, not a curated record. NCBI's taxonomy places the organism in Eukaryota, Fungi, Ascomycota, Sordariomycetes, Glomerellales, Glomerellaceae. Gene Ontology annotation, molecular function: protein binding.
AUGGCCCUCAAGCGCAAGCGCUCCAGCUCCGAGCUCGUGGCUCUCUUCAACUCCCCCGCCCGCUCCGACUCGAGCAUGGAAUCCUUCGAUUUCCCCGUCUCUCCCAGUCCCGUCUUCCCUCGUGCCUUCGCAGCUCCCUCGCAUCUACCAAGCCGGACGAUGAAGCGCUUCCGCGACAACAGGCCAUCCGAGGAUGAGGUACAUCAGCGAACAUUGAAAAUGCUCUACUCAGCCCAGCAACAAAACCAGCACCUCGCCAACGAACCAUCCCCGAGUCCCGUCCCCGCUCCUUCAGCGCGUAGCACCCAAAAGUCUCUGCACAGCUUCUGGAACAUCAGCUCGGCAGCACCCAGUGUGACGAGAUUCACGAGCCCAUCUGUGGACCAAACGACACUCAAUCCUGCGAGUUGCGAAGACUGCGGCGCGGGGCUGGGCUCGUCGGGCGACGCCGACAGUAUGGAGGUUGACAGUUACGGAGGGGACAGCUCUUGCGCCAUGGCGGAAGCUCUCGGCCUUGCGGCAAGCAUCAUCGCCGUUGUCGACAUGACAGGCAAGGCGGUCAAACUAUCCGUUAAACUCAAGUACUUAUGGAACGAGGUCAAAGACGUCCCCACAACUCUUUUGGAAAAGGCCGAGGAGCUCCAGGAUAUCGAAGAGUUUCUUCGUGAGGCUGAAUGCCAGAGUACCCUUCAGCCGGUCCCUCACUCGGUUUGGAACGACAAGUUCAUGCAGAAGGCUAUCACGAAGGCCCGCGUUGCUAUGAGCGAUCUACAAGCAACCAUAGAGGAUUUAAAUGCUCAAGUCACCGACAAAAGGAGGUACAAGCGCAAGUUUGCGACCGCCAGGGUGCUAAUUCAUAAGGAUAGCUUGGAGGCAAUGGAGCGGAAGCUUGAUCGCGCUCUGAACCUCUUCAAGAUGGCUCAGGGACUCUAUUGCGCGUGCGUCAUCACAUAUCUUGCCGACUUCAGAGAAGCUGCUAAUGUUUCUGACAGUACAAUGACCAACCUAUGCACAUCCGUCAUCGUCCAACGUCUUCCGGAGCCAGUGAACACCUCGAAUGGCGCUUCAGCUAAUUCUGGUCGUGCAAUCGAGGUACAAGACGCCAAUCAUCUCGAAACUUACAAGUCGGGUCUCGAAAAGGCGACCGUUCCGGAUGCCACAACCAUAACCCAAGGGCGGACCUUGAUAGGUAGACUUCACUAUGGCUUCGGGAACCAGAGCGGUCACAUUUCUAUGAGAACUCCUGACUGGCUUUGUCGUACUGUAUACUCUCUCAUGGCUAAGAGAAGCACUUCGGGGUGGCAGUUCAAUCUGUCAACCUUUUCAGUCAUUGACCUGUUUGACGAAGAGGUAAUCGUGGCCCUAGAGAAGGACGAUGUUGCCUUGAUGAAGAAGUGCCUGUACGAUAACAAUCUGACUCCAUUCACUCAUAAUUCUAUUGGCCUAAACCUCCUGCAAUUGGCCGCUGACCACGUGUCCGUGAAAAUUGCCAAAUGGCUCCUGGAAAUUGGUCUGCAACCUGGCUCCUUCAGCGAGUAUCCCUUUCCUUGGGACAAUCCGAUAAUCUUACCAGUUGUAGCAAGGACCCCCCUAGAAAUUUUCUUAUUCUUCACUGUUCCUAAUGACGCCAGCCCUUGGGUAGAAACUCUCAAGCUCUUCGACACUUAUGCGCCAGACAUUUUAUCCGUCGAAAGCAAUCUCUGGCACUCGAUAUUGAGCAUAGCAUCUUUCCACCGCAUCCGAAACAUUGGGCAGAUUCUGUCAAUCGAUUACCUAUCCGUUGCAUACCCAAUCAGGAUUCGUCAUGCUGGCAUUAGCAUAAGUAGGGCAUUAUGGAGCUGGGAAGAGGCUCUGUGGCUAAUCCCGGAACUUCGAGCUCCCACAAAGGAAUUGCUCGAGGUCACUAGGUGCAACUGCAACUGGGGAGUGGCGGACUUGGUCGCCUCGGGCGUGGGGCUGCAGUUUGCCUCCCCAAAGAGCAAGCAAGGCGAGCCAGAAACUGACAGAGGCUUCAAACAAGCACUCGGCGAGAUCACAAGGCUGGACCCCGAGGAAAUUUCACCUCCUUGGGACAAGUUAUCAGUGUCUCAAUGGACUCCAAUCUGUCAUAUGAUAAGCCGUAUGCUAGGCAACUUCGAUAAGUGUCCACCAGAUGUCGUGGAGCAAGCCUUUCAAUCAGCAAUCUGGACAUGGGCGACGACACUUUAUGAAAAUGGCAUGGAUCUCCUGGAAUAUGGUCGUAGGGAAAAGGAGAGGUAUCAAAACGGCGGUUUCUUCUCUCGGUGGGGAACAAACCCAAGUUGGUUGUGGGAAAGAGACCUUAUUUAUAGGAAAAGGUCACGAGUAUUCCUGAUUGCUAUCCUGGGCAUCACGUACGGGCCGCUACCGGAGCAAUGGAGGCUGUGGUGGACACCAGCGGACUUGGGCUUUGCUGAAGAGUUUUGGAAUAUGGUUGAAGACCCUAUUAUCAACAUCCCUGGGAGUUGGAACGAUGAUUUUUGUGACACCGCGGAGGAUUAUGGCUUAUACACACCAGGGUUUGAUUGGGAUGAGAAUAUUGUGCUGCCGCGAAUGAUCUGGCCCAGCCUGCUGCGGCCUCUCAUCUGCGCCACUGCUCUUUCUGAACGUAGCCUCGCCUUUGCCCAAAUCGGGGUCAGCGCCGGCAAAGUCAUCAUCGACGCCAUUCAGCUAUGGGACCAAGUCAAACAGCUACCGAAGGAACUCCAAGUGCGCAUUAGUAGGCUGGGAUACCUCAGAGAUGUACUCUCCCAAAUCGAAAACGAGAUCGAGAGGUGCCCAAGCCUGCAAGUGCGUCCAGCUACCCAGGGAAGCCUAGAACACAUACGAAAGGCGGAGGCGGCGCUCUCUCACCAUGUCGAAAAGCUCAAUGCCAAAGUACAGCAGCCUAAAAGCAAGUUUAAGCGGCGUGUCAACUCACUAAAGGUUAUAACUUUUGAAAAAGAGGAAAUGGAAACGUUGGAAAAGGAGCUUGCCUGCGCCAUGGAGCUGAUGGAAAUGUCUAUCUCCUUGUUUCGUGUAGCAAAGUCUGAGUUUUCAGAAACAUUCAUAAUCGAUCAGACUUCGGCGCGAAUUAAUGAGUAUAUCAUGGCUGGUCAAAACGACGCCAUACAAAAGACGGCACAAGCAACCGUCAACUUGGUGAAGGCGGAGCUGCAACAUUUAAUUGAAACUAAAUCAGUCAAGACCGAAAACACUCAUUGUAAUAGCCUGAUAUCGGCGAAAAAGGGCAGUACGAAAGGUAACUGGUCUUCAUGCCCUGAGACUUUCUUAUUCGGAAAAUGCUCGUUCCGUCGCUCAAAGACCGAUAACCGAUGGACCGCCUCAGUCGAGAUACCCUGGUCGCGACGUGUCGGUGAGCUAUACUGGACAGGAUGGCAAUACCGGUUCCAUACUUACAACAUACGACCAAACACCUCUCCGGCGUUCAAAGCUGCUGAAAGGGGGGAUGUAGCGGCUUUGAUAAGUCUCUUCAAGACGGGUCAGGCGACGCCCUUCGAUAGGAACGAAACGGGCCACUCGUUGUUAUACCUCGCUGCGGAAAGUGCAAGGGUGGAAGUCUGCCGGGUCUUAAUUAACAACGGUGCCAUCGCCGACGACGAACGAGACAUGCACGACUACAAUCCAAUAGACGCCAUCAUCAUAGCCCGCCAGAAUUUCACUGGAACUCAUGAUCCAAACCGCACGGAACUCAUCAACCUCUUCCACUCCGCCGCCUCUGCCUCGGAUACACUCACAACGGAGCGUCUCUUCAAUUUCGUCCGAGAAUUCUCCUAUAGCGACAACUUCCUCCGAAUCUACCUGUCCCAGUUCUUGAGAAAUUACUCCCAACUCCCCGUUCGCGAUCGCGCAGAGGCAGUCAGGCUGGGGUCUUUCAUCGUCCGCGACAACAUGACAUGUAGACGCCUCCUCCAUCCGACCAGCGAAGUCAUCACACCCGCUGACGUGCGAGAUUCCGUUAGGGGAGGUUUCUCGCUAGUCCACUCGGCUGCUAUAACUCUUGGCAAGAGACUUGCUGACGAUGCUCAGUAUGACGCCAGGACCUUCCGCGCGCGGUCGUACACGGUACUCUGUAGCGAUUUCGUCUCUGAUAUUGUACGGGCAGCAGGCGCCAACGACCUGAAUGGCGUGGAGACGGUCGUGCCGUGGGACCGCUUUCACGUACCAGUCUGGAAAGGCACGCCCUUGAUCUCCCUCAUAGGCGGGGCGCUCUGCCGUCUCUCGUCUAGCGUGCCCCCUUCUCAAUGGGACCUCAUCUUUCAGAUGGUAUUGCGACAGUGGCUACAGGACUUGGAGACUGCGGGCGUGGAUCUACUGGAAUACGGUCGACGCGAAGCAAUGGUCCAAAAGUUCUUGUGCCCAGAAGUGAAGGGCGCUUUCGACAGUGAUGCGAUCAUUGCGUCCCGCAGUGUAAUCCGCAACCAGCUGCUGGAUUGCAGCAGAGAGUCAUGGAUGCAAAGCGUAGGCUCGGACUUUAACCGAGUUGAUCUAUACUGGACCCCUAUUCGAGUUAUUGCUUUUGAUUACGGCCCGAAGUUGGAGGACUGGCGGCUGCGGUGGGUUGUCGACUCGGAGGCCUUUGCGGACAUGGCUUCCAAGACCACUCGCCGACCUGGUAAGCAAGGCGAGUGGUACCUCGGGGAUGCAGAGGAGCUCUCGAAGCAGCUCAAGGGCUUUCUAUCUGAUGUCCCUGAUCAGAUUGACGACAGUGGUUUGCCCAUUCCAGGCGCAAGGGUCAUUAUAGCGCCCCAUGCUGGUUACAGCUACUCCGGCCCAACCGCGGCAUGGGCCUACAAAGCUCUGGAUCUCUCCAAGGCCAAGCGAGUCUUCAUUCUCGGACCUUCACACACAUUCUAUCUGCGUGGCUGCGCUGUCACGGAGUUUAAGAACUAUGGUACGCCAUGGGGGGAGCUCAAGGUCGACGAGGAGGUCACCGCACGUCUCGGCGAUGAGUUCGACAUUCCCGCCAUACCUACCCGCAAUGACCUCAAGGAGCACUCGCUAGAAAUGCACCUGCCAUAUCUUUGGAUCCGGCUCGAACAGACGUUCGGGUCGCCCGAAAACUUUCCGCCUGUUGUACCGAUCCUCGUCGGUGACAAUGACAAGGCCGAGGAAAAAGAGAUUGGCCAGUGGCUGGCGCCGUACCUCAAAGACCCGGAGAACGCAUUCAUCGUAAGCUCCGAUUUCUGCCACUGGGGCGGCCAUUUUGAUUAUACCGUUUAUUGCCCCGACGGCGACAUCAACAAACUGCAGAGACUGUCACCGCACGGCCGGGCUCCCACUGGCCCACCCAUUCAUGAGACGAUCAAGAUGCUAGAUGACCUGGCCAUCGAAGCCAUCAAGACAGGCAAACACGACAACUUUUAUGACAACCUCAAGCAGACGAAAAACACAGUCUGCGGGAGGCACCCGAUUGGCGUGACGAUGGCGGCGUUGGAAGAACUAGGCGAAGACCACCCGAAAUUCAAGUUCGUGCAGUACCAGCGCAGCAGCAUGGUCACAACGCCGAACGAUUCAAGCGUAAGCUACGUGUCGGCAUAUGCUGUGGUAUGA